CACACCCGAACCACACACAUGCGCUUGCCCGCCAACUUCAUCCCAUCCCAUCCCAUCACGGGCGUCAAUCACACAUUCGACUAGCUACUUCGUCAUGGACAAAGACGAGGCGCAGGCGUACCUCCAGUCCCUGCUGAACAAGAACCUCCGCAUCACCACCACAGACGGCCGCCUCUUCUGGGGCUCCUUCAAGUGCACCGACCCGGACAGCAACGUCGUGCUGGCUCACACGUACGAGUACCGCCAGCCCUCGGACGAGCGGGUGCGUCGGCACCUGGCGGAGGAGCAAGAGGCGGCGGCGGCCGAGGGCAGCACGACCGUCGCUCUCGACAUGACGUCGCGCUAUCUCGGCCUUAUUGUCGUGCCGGGGCAUCACAUUGUCAAGAUGGAGCUGGAGCAGUUUGCGAGCCAGAUGGCGCAAUGAUAGAGACAGAGACAGAGAGAGACACAGAGAGAGAGAGAGAGAGAGAGAGACAG
Messenger RNA from Purpureocillium takamizusanense, 477 nucleotides. RefSeq lists its product as uncharacterized. The record is from RefSeq and is a predicted model, not a curated record. NCBI's taxonomy places the organism in Eukaryota, Fungi, Ascomycota, Sordariomycetes, Hypocreales, Ophiocordycipitaceae. Bases 95 to 424 code for a protein of 109 amino acids. Gene Ontology annotation, cellular component: NatC complex. The transcript has 2 exons.